Parastagonospora nodorum SN15 is the source of this 3799-nucleotide messenger RNA. RefSeq lists its product as hypothetical. NCBI's taxonomy places the organism in Eukaryota, Fungi, Ascomycota, Dothideomycetes, Pleosporales, Phaeosphaeriaceae. The transcript has 3 exons. Gene Ontology annotation, molecular function: protein binding. Gene Ontology annotation, cellular component: plasma membrane of growing cell tip. The record is from RefSeq and is a predicted model, not a curated record. Gene Ontology annotation, biological process: positive regulation of establishment of bipolar cell polarity regulating cell shape. Bases 101 to 3799 code for a protein of 1232 amino acids.
CCGGCCAUGAGCGUGGCAACCUCGUCGUAAACGAACUCCCGCGAACUCCAACACCACACCCAUCUAUCAUUCCGCGCGAGCACCGCUGCCCGCCGCCGCCAUGAGAGAGCCGUUCGCUUCCCUCUUGGCCACGGGCGCCGGCAAGCUUGCCCUCUCGCUGCUUUUCGCAUCAUCGCCCUUCACUUCCGCAUACACAUUCCAGCAGGUCCCAUCGCCGAACCUGAACCUCCAGAACCUCGGCAGGGUCGCAUUCGCCGGCGACUUCGAUGCGAUAUCCCUAUACCAAUAUGAGGGCCAGAGCCAGGAAACCCCCUCCCGCAAUGGAACACUCCUGUCGCGAUAUCCCAAUGGCGUAUUCGCCUCGAUAAACAUAACCGACGGCGACAUCAAGGCCAUGUGCAGUCUGCAGAUCAACGGCGCCGAGCGACUGGUCUUUGCGGGCAACUUCACUGCCGUUGGUGGCAUGCGUACUCCUGGUGGCAUUGCUCUCCUCAACGCGACCGACGGCAAGAUCGAGGCGCUAGAGGGCCUCAAUGGAGCAGUCGACACUCUUUACUGCGACAAGAGCGGUGGCCAGGUUUACGUCGGUGGACAGUUUGAAGGUUUAAAUUCGACUAAUGCUAUUAUGUGGAAGAAUGGCUGGCAAGAACUGUCGUUCAAUGGUUUCAACGGCGCUGUUCAUUCUAUUGUGCAAGCAUCAAAUGGCAACAUCGUCUUUGGAGGAGAAUUCACAGGCCUCGGCAGCGGCAAUGCAACCGUCGCAUCCGAAAACGCCACUCAGCUCAUUCCCGUUGGCAGCGGACAAAUCUCUGCGCAGACGAGCUCGGGACAGCCCGGCUUCACUGACCCAAAGGUUAUUGCCUGUAAAAGUGACUUCAGCACAGGUGGAUCAGGCCAGACCUGGCUCCUCGCUGACAACGCACCUGGCUUCUGGAAAGCCGACUUCGGAUUCGGCUUCGAGCCGACGAGACUGAAGCUGUACAACACCGACAAUGACGGCCGUGGUACCAAGACUUUCCGAUUCACGGCGCUGCCAGAUGGCGGCAUCAUGAACAUGACAUACACCGAUCCCUCAACAGGCCGACAAGCUUUCUGCGACGCCAGAUGUCCUCUCCCGCAAGGCAACACCACUGCCCAGGAUUUCACUUUCGUCAACGUCGUUGGUAUGAACUCGUUCAGGCUAGACAUCUCAGAGUGGUAUGGCUCUGGGGCUGGGUUAAACGGCAUCCAGCUGUUCCAGGAUGCUAUGUACUCCUACGCCAUCGAUAACUUCAAUGAGCCAGAGAAUUGUGGCCCAUCUACCACAGCACGAUCGCAAUCCACCAAUACUGGCAACUGGCAGACCUCACCAUCGCACAACAGCAACUCUGAAUACCUCACAACGACGCUUCAAGGAAAUCCUAUUGACACGGAAUCGGUGUCCGUCUCGUUCUCUCCCGACAUCCAACAAUCUGGCAACUACUCUGUCACCAUCUACACUCCUGGAUGUCAAGGUGACGGAACUUGCGGGACUCGUGGUCGUGUCAACGUUACUGCGUCCAUGUCUCGUGCUGACACCAACCCUGCUGGGAUCAUCCUCUGGCAGACGAACAACUUCGACAAGUACGACGAAGUUUACAACGGGUACAUUGACGCAACCAGCGGCUUCAGGCCUACCGUCGUCCUUCGGCCUGCGCCUGGUCAAGGCCCAGCGCCGCUGACUGUUGUGGCACAGAGAGUGCGUUUUACACUACUCAAGGCCACUUCUGGAAACAUCAACGGACUCUUUGAGUACAAACCAGGUUCGCAAAUGGACGAGACUAGCACUUCCGAUUCGGUCAUCAAUGCCGCUGGCGCUAGCCUGGAGCCACGAGGGAACGCACUCAUUACCAGUUUGGCUGCAGAUGAUCAGAAUCUUUAUGUUGCUGGCAACUUCUCAAACAAUGACGGCCGCAACAACAUCUUCCGCUUUGGUCGAGAUGCCUCUAACGCUUCGUCGUUGCCAAACCGUGGUCUUAACAGUCAAGUCAUGACCAUGUACUACAACUCGAGCAUGCUCUACGUUGGUGGUAACUUCACCAACACUGGAGAAAACAACGUACAAGGACUGAACGGAGUGGCUGCCCUUGUCGACAAUCAAUGGCGACCACUUGGUGCGGGUGUUGAUGGUGUAGUUCUAUUCUUGGUACCCUUCUCACUCAACAUCACUGCCAACCAACCCGAGCAAGUACUCGCUGUUAGUGGGUUCUUCUCCCGGGUCAACGCUUUCGACGGCAACAGCGCCACGAAUGUUCAGGAUUUCGCUGUCUGGGUUCCCUCUCGACGCAACUGGCUACACAACCUGAAGUUCUAUUCGCUUGCGAUGUCUGGCCGGUUGAUGACGUUCGCUGAUGUACCUGGAAGUGACCGCUGGUUUGGAGGCUCCGUAUCCUCUGGAUCCCUCCUCGCAAGUGGUACCGCUGAGCUCCGGAGCAACAGUGGCGACCUCUCGCUUGGAGCAUUCCCCAUCGACUUGCAAGCCCAACAAGAGAGUGCGCCUUCACGCAAGCGAGCAAUCCUUCAGGGACAGGACUUGAGCAUCACUGGUGUUCGCACUGGCCGCUUCUACCAAGAGAACGGAAACAACAAGACUAUUCUCGCUGGCCACUUCGCUACUACUGGACCAGAGGACCAAAACAUCACCAACGUCGUCAUCAUUGAUGGAGCCAACGGUGACAGGAUCGCUGGUUUCAACGAUCAAAUCGACGCCAACUCGACUUUCACUGCGCUCGCUGUACAAGACAACAUUCUUUUCGCUGGAGGCAUGGUCACUGGAAACAUCGGUGGCCGUGUUGCUGGCCUAGUCGCUUAUGAUCUUGGUACCAACGCAUUCAUUACCAGCCAACCGCCACCGCUCCAGGGACAGAACGUCACGGUCAAUGCCAUCUCACCAAGGCCCAACUCGAAGGACAUCUACGUCGGUGGUCGAUUCCUGUCCGCAGGUGCCUUGAGCUGCGCUGCUGUGUGCAUCUGGAAUACGGAACGCAGCCAAUGGACCAGCCCAGGUAACGGCCUCUCCGGUCAAGUGUCAUCCAUGACUUGGAUCAGUGACACCAAGCUUGUUAUUGCAGGCAACCUGACAUCUGGGACCAACACGACGACGAUCUUGGAGUAUGACUCGUCGAAUAGCCAAUUUACCAUGAUCCCGGAUGCCAAUGCCUUCCCAGGUCCAGUCCAGGCUCUUACUAUUGCCAGUGCAGAUGGAAAAGAUUUAUGGGCUGCCGGACAAGGUAGCGACAGUACCGCCUUCCUCCAGCGCUUCCAAAACGGCAAAUGGACACCUGUCGACAGCAAACUCUUCGGGCAGGGCACUGAUAUUCGCGGCAUACAAAUUAUUACUCUCACAGAAAGCCACGGCCAAUCAGAUGUGAUCGAGAACAACCACGACCUUCUGCUUAUGGGACAGAUCGUUAUCCCCAACUUCAAAGGCGGCAAAGUGUCCGCUGCUCUGUUCAAUGGCACUAGUCUUGUACCGUUCCUGUUAGCUACCAAGGGUGCGGAUGGCUCGACUACCGAUGGCAGCUUGUCAUCAAUCUUUACUAACAGCUACACAGAGAAACACCUCGCGCUCUGGGCUAUCGUGCUCAUCGGCCUCGCAAUCGCCCUCGUACUCACCUUCUUGCUCGUCGUGUCUGGCAUCUUGCUCGAAUGGUACCGCAACAAGGCGAAGGGCUACUCACCUGCCCCACAGUCUUACCCCGAUCGGUUAGGCAACGUGGGCCGCCUGCCACCGGAGCAACUCUUCGGCAGCCUGUCAGGCCCAAAGGCACCGGCGAUAUAA